AGGGAGGCGGACGUUCACACAGACAUAGCCGGCCGGGCGGGAGCGGGAUAUAUCGGUCGGUGUACCGGGAGUUCGGGAGCCGCAUGGCAGCCUGGGAGACACGAACCACGAAAAUAUGCAUCAGUUUGGCCCAGCCUUGGAAUUGAUAAAUUGGAAGUGUAGGUGAAGUCAGACUGAGACUUUCUCUGCCUUAACGACAUCAAGGAUCUGAAUCCAAAGAAACGGAGGACUUUGCAUUUGUUGCGUCCCCACGCAGUUCCUUUUCCAGCUAUUCUGUAGUCUGGUCAAGUCAUUUAAACCUAGUGAGGAAACAAUUUUUUUGAAGAAUGGAGGAUCAAUUUGGAAUCUUAAUAUUGGGGACCUUCCUCCUCCUUUCAGUCAGUGUUCAAGGGCAAAGCCUGGACAUCAUGCCACACAGACCGGCGAUGAAGUCGAACUCCGAUUCCAGGAAGCAGGAGAAUGGAGUGACUCUGGCUCCCGAGGACACCCUCCCAUUCCUACACUGUUACUGCUCUGGUUACUGCCCGGAAGACGCCAUAAACAAUACAUGCAUGACAAAUGGUCACUGCUUUGCAAUUAUUGAAGAUGAUGAACAUGGAGAAGCCGUAUUGUCAUCCGGCUGUAUGAAGCUUGAAGGGUCUGAUUUUCAGUGCAAGGAUUCUCCCAAAGCCCAGAAACGGAGGACAAUUGAGUGCUGCCGAACUGACUUUUGCAAUAGGGACUUGCAACCUACGUUGGCCCCUAUUAUUCAAGGUGGCGUGUUUAGUAGAAGUGUGCACCUCAUUGCCCUCGUGAUAUCCAUUGCCGUCUGUUUAUUGAUCACGGUGGUCAUUAUCUUCCUCGCCUGUAUCUACAAACAUAAAUAUAAAUCACAGAGGAUGUUUUAUAAUCGUGACUUGGAACAGGACGAAGCAUUUAUACCAUGUGGGGAGUCAUUAAAGGCUCUUAUUGACCUUUCUCAAAGCUCUGGUAGUGGGUCUGGACUCCCUCUGCUGGUGCAGCGUACCAUAGCCAAGCAAAUCCAGAUGGUGCGGCAGAUUGGGAAGGGAAGGUACGGAGAAGUUUGGAUGGGCAAGUGGAGAGGAGAGAAGGUUGCUGUCAAAGUGUUCUUCACCGCAGAGGAAGCCAGCUGGUUCCGGGAGACCGAGAUCUAUCAAACAGUCCUCAUGCGUCACGAGAACAUCCUGGGUUUUAUAGCAGCUGACAUUAAAGGGACGGGCUCAUGGACCCAGAUGUACCUGAUAACAGAAUACCAUGAAAAUGGGUCUUUGUAUGAUUUUCUAAAGUGUGCUACGCUUGAUACACGGUCUCUGCUCAAACUGGCAUAUUCAACUGCCUGUGGACUGUGCCACCUGCACACUGAAAUCUACGGCACCAAGGGGAAGCCGGCUAUUGCCCACCGAGACCUGAAAAGCAAGAACAUUCUGAUCAAAGAAAACUGGACUUGCUGUAUUGCUGACCUGGGACUGGCUGUUAAAUUUAACAGUGACACACAUGAAGUUGAUAUACCAUUGAACACUCGCGUUGGCACAAAACGUUAUAUGGCUCCCGAGGUUCUGGACGAGAGUCUGAAUAAGAACCAUUUCCAGGCUUACAUCAUGGCCGAUAUCUAUAGCUUCAGCUUGAUCAUCUGGGAAAUGACCCGUCGUUGCAUCUCUGGCGGUAUUGUUGAGGAAUAUCAGUUGCCAUAUUAUGACAUGGUGCCAAGUGACCCAUCGUUUGAGGAUAUGAGAGAGGUGGUGUGCAUCAAAUGCCUACGGCCUACAGUGUCAAACAGAUGGAACAGUGACGAGUGCUUGAGAGCAGUCCUAAAACUAAUGGCAGAAUGUUGGGCUCAAAAUCCAGCAUCACGUCUCACAGCUUUGAGGAUCAAGAAGACUCUUGCAAAGAUGGUCGAGUCCCAGGACGUCAAAAUUUGACACCGGAUGGCUGGGACCAGCAGAGUCAGGACUCUGAGACUAGAGGGAGUGCAAAAGGAGGAUAGCUGAGGCUUCCAGCCUACCUCCCCAACGCAUUUUGCAGGCUGCUAAAUGGGCUUGUUUCAGUACAGUCUAGAUUAUUGUGCUGGGGCCCUGUGCGUACUCAAGAACAGAUUUACGUUUUUAUUUUUUAUUAACACUUUGCGCUGACAUAUAUGGUCCUGGUGAAUGAGUACUGAAAUGCAUGUUCAGAAUAUUUUGCUUUCUAUGAAAGCAGCACUCAAGAUAAAGGCUUUUUAAAAUCCCAUUUUACCCUGGUGAGAAUUGGAGACGUCCAUGAGUAAUUAGCUGGGCUUCGCAGUGGAAUUUAUCCAGAAUCGGAACAAGUCGAAUUUGCCUUUUCUCUCACCUGUAUGCAGGAGAACUUUGGGUUCCGUUGUGCCAGAAUUCAUAAUUUGCCUUUUUGCCACCAUUUUAUUUUUUUUGAAAAUCAUGGUGAUUUUUUUUUUUUUUUUUAAUCUAGUGAUCGAAAAUGCAAAAUAUGUAAUCUGUGGUUAAGUUUGCAUAUUUCCACGUAAUAGACAGCAUUCUCUUUUUUUUUUUUUCUUCCUAACGGACAUUGUACAGCGACAGUAUCCAGAUGUAGACACAGACUUCAGCUCGUGAACAGUGGGAAAUGUUCCAGCGCACAGGUUCCAGCACAAGUUGUCAGUCUUGACUGCUUGCGUUUACAGUGGUUAUUUUAUAUCUUUUUUUUUUUUAUGAAGUCCUACAGUUAAAGAAAAAAAUUAAACUCGAAGUGUCUUGGAGCUACUCUCAUUUGAGUUUUAAAACCGCUCUGUAUUUAUAGCCAAGUUUCUAAUACUUAUUACAAGUUGGUGCCAUGUUCCCACAGAUGUAUACUUCCUGGUUCUGUGUGUCCUUGUACAACAAUAAUAUGUUUAGUGUAUACCGGUAUGUGCAGUUCUAAAGAAGCUGUGUAAUGACCGUGUAUGUCAAUAUGUAAGCUCAUACAUUGCAUACAGGAAGCUAUUGUAACAGCACAUUGGUACUGCUUAUUAAAUCUAAC
Molecule: messenger RNA, 2988 nt
Organism: Pelobates fuscus (common spadefoot toad)
Lineage: Eukaryota; Metazoa; Chordata; Amphibia; Anura; Pelobatidae
Gene: BMPR1A
Product: bone morphogenetic protein receptor type 1A
Exons: 13
Coding region: 327-1919 (530 amino acids)
Biological process (GO): BMP signaling pathway; dorsal/ventral pattern formation; cellular response to growth factor stimulus
Cellular component (GO): signaling receptor complex; plasma membrane
Molecular function (GO): SMAD binding; ATP binding; transforming growth factor beta receptor activity, type I
Source: RefSeq, a predicted model, not a curated record